Molecule: messenger RNA, 438 nt
Organism: Ostertagia ostertagi
Lineage: Eukaryota; Metazoa; Nematoda; Chromadorea; Rhabditida; Trichostrongylidae
Source: the annotation of a GenBank genome assembly
AUGGAUAUGCGAAACGACAUUGCCACUACGCUUGUUGCUGUCGUAUGCGCCACUAUAGGCUCUCUCUACUGGAAAUACGCUGAUCCUGUCGGAGGCAUCCUCGUUUGUGCCAUGAUCGUGGUUUCUUGGUUCCGGUACGCUGCAAGACAUAUACCAACGCUGGUUGGAGUUCGAGCUAAGAAGGAUCAUCUUGCACGAGUCUUGAAAAUCGCUAUCGAACACGAUCCUCAAAUACGGUAUAUCAACCAUGCGAUGGUUUAUCAUACCUCUAUGCAAGCGAUCGUUGAACUGGAUAUCGUCAUGGAUCAAAAUCUUCCCUUAAAGGUAACACGUGGUGUUUCUGAUUCUCUGCGGCGGAACCUCUUGAAGCUCGACUUUGUUGAGAUAGCCUUCGUUUUUUGCGACUGUGAAUGUUCUAGCGACCUGAUUACUGUAUAG